UUGUGGGCACAAGCUCGCAGGCAGUAAAACCAAAGGAUUUUACAUCCAGUAAAACUCAGGAGGCAGCAGGUUUAUUCCUCUUCUAUAAACCAGUCUGAGUGGGAGUGAGCACAGAGCUGCAGACAGAUCUCCCUUUUGGCUGUUGAAUCUUCCCAACAUGUGGAAAAGUGUCAAUGGCCCCAGCAAGUCGACCCCCAGACCACGUUUCUCCAUCGUUCACCAGUACAUCCAGCGCUUUAAUGAAGUGUCCGGCACCAAAACAGGCGCUACUCGGAGAAGGUCUAAGACUCCCGGAGUGAUGAUCACACAGUAUGAACCGGACCUGCCAGAGGGUAAAAGUACCCCAGAUUUCCAAUGCAAACCGAUUCCAGCAACCGUCCAGGAAGGAAAAACAGCUGUUUUCAGGGCUUUGGUGACAGGGGACCCAAAACCAGAUGUGUCAUGGAGGAGAACUAAAGGGCUUAUUCCAGACAAUGACACGUUUCAACGGAAGUAUGACGACUCAACAAAGGAGCACAUUUUAGAGAUCCACAAAGUGACUGCAGAAGAGGCUGACACCUACAAAUGCUAUGCUGCGAACGAAUAUGGAAAAGCCGUCUGCGCAACUGUGUUAAAUGUGAUGGAUGCAAAUCCAGCAGAUUUCAGAAAAAUGUUGAGGAAAAGUAAAGUACAGCCAGCAGACGGAGAAAAUGAUGAAAGGUUCUGGGAUAAAAUGCUGAAUGCUGACCGGAGCGACUAUGAGCAUAUCUGCUCAGAGUUUGGUGUUACAGACUUACAUCUGAUUCUCAAGAAACUUGAAGAGAAGAAGAUGGAGAGAAAACGAAAGAAGAACAAGCAGGACGGUAUAAGUUCGUCCGAUGAUGAUGCAACAGAGAAGCAUGGUAUUAAAGGUGUUGCGAGGGUAAAGGAUAUAAAGCAUGACCCCUCCCUGCACAAUGACAAGGAGCAGUAUCAACGAGAUGACGGGAAGGUCAACCUGCGCAACAGACAUCUCAAUCAGGCAGACGAUGAAGAGGACCGACUCAUCGCAGAGUUCAAACUUUCCCAUGUGGACUUUGUUAUCAAAAUUCAGGAGAUUCAAGUUCAAGAAAAAGAGGACGCCCUCUUUGAGUGUGUUCUGACCCACCCACUACCGAGGAUCACGUGGAUGAAGAAAGGCGUGGUUGUGGAACAAGGGGGAAGAUGCAGUAUAAUCGUGUCGGAAGACAAACUGAUCCACAGCCUUCUGAUCAAAGACUGCAAUAAGACGGACAAAAGCAUCUACUCGGCUGUGGCCGGCAUCACAUCCUGCAGUGCCUGGCUGGUAGUGGAAGAUGAGAGCGACCCUGAAUUUGCGAGUAAGAAGACAGUCCGUAAAGUUCCAUCGCCUGGUGGAGCACAGACUGACCGUGAAAAAGUGGGCAAAGAGCAGCAAAUAAAACACCAGAAGGAAAUGGGGAGGAUUUCAGGAGGUGUAAAAGCAGAACACACAGCAGGACAAAUGAAAAAAGGAGUAACAAUAGAAGAAUGGAAAGCCACGGUGGAAAAGGCCAAAACAUUAAUGGAAGGUGGAACGGGAUGGAAAUCAGAAGAUCCAGGAUGCGUAACAGACGCAGGACACCCAACUGGAGCAGCAGUCCCUGAGAGGAAGAAAGACACCAAAGAGUCCAGCAGUGGAUGUGUGGAUGUAGAUGUUGAUGUCGACCGGGACCAAAUGUUAAAUCCCAGUGAAAUGGCUGAAUCCAGAGGAACUACAAACUCCACAAUGUCAGUCAUCAAUCAAGCGAAAGCAAAGAAGGUCCAUUGGAAACAGAAUACGUCUGGGGACGGAAGUGACAAUGAAGCAAGUGAUGCUGAUGAAGAUGCUGACUCUGCUGGCCACAACAAGGAUCAGAGAAGUUCCAAGCGAAGUUCCAAGCAAGGCAAAAAGACCACAGGCAAUGGGAGGAUCAUGGAUCCAAAUGAGGACGGAAGUGACAAUGAAGCAAGUGAUUCUGAUGAAGAUGCUGACUCUGCUGGCCACAACAAGGAUCAGAGAAGUUCCAAGCAAAGUUCCAAGCGAGGCAAAAAGACCAGAGUCAAUGGGAGGAUCAUGGAUCCAAAUGAGGACGGAAGUGACAGUGAAGCAAGUGAUUCUGAUGAAGAUGCUGACUCUGCUGGCCUCAGCAAGGAUCAGAAAAGUUCCAAGCGAGGCAAAAAGACCACAGAUGCAGUCAAUGGUAAAAAUUCAUCUCCUGAAGACCAGGGUCAGUGUGAGGAGACUGAAGAUGUCAGUGAGCAUUCAACACAUACGAAACGCAAGAGACAAGGCCCACUGGUGGAGGAUUCAGUGCUCGAUCCGGGUGUUCAGUUCAUCUGGGGUUUGUCUGAUGUCCAUGCCAUCAUUAAUGAGGAAGCUGAGCUAACCUGCAAGCUCAGCAGUGAAGACUGUGAGGGAGUCUGGCUCAGAGAUGGUAAAAAGAUAUCCCCGGACGAUAAUGUGUCCAUCACUAAAGAUGGACCGGUCCAUAAGUUACUCAUAAUCAAGUGCAGUGAAGAGCAUUCUGGGAAAUACCGUUUUGAGGCAGAUGGUCGUAAAACAGAGGCGAUGAUCAACGUCAAAGAUCCCCCAAGGUUUGAUGGCGAAGACCUCCGUACUUUCACUGAGCCUUUGACAGUUAAAGCAGGACACAAUGCUGUUUUCAAACUGCAGUUUGUUGGCCACAAACCUAUAAAGAUUCAGUGGUUCAAAGAAGGAGAAGAGCUCCAAGAUGACAACAAUACAAAGAUAGAGAAAUCUGCCUGUCACAGCCGUCUGCUGCUGAGCAGAUGCCAGAGGAAGGACACAGGAGAGAUCAAGCUCAAGCUCAAGAACGAGCAUGGCUUCACUGAGGCAUUCUCACAGCUUGUUGUGCUUGACAAACCAACUUCACCUCUGGGUCCUGUAGAGGUAAUUGAGAGUUCAGCCAACUGUAUUGAAUUCAGCUGGAGGCCACCAAAGGAUGAUGGUGGUUCACCAGUGAUUAAGUACCUACUUGAGCGUCAACAAGUGGGACGGAACACCUGGAAGAAAAUUGGGGAAAUGCCCACUGUGCCCAGAUACCGUGAUACAAAUGUGGACCGUGGACGGAGAUAUUGGUAUCACAUUCGGGCAGUGACUUUAGAGGGUACAAGUGAAUUGAUGGAAACUGACGACAUGCAAGCUGGCAUGUUUGCUUUUCCAGGCCCUCCAGCACCUCCACAGGUAGUCAGUGCUUUUAAUGACUGUAUAAACCUUUCAUGGGCUGCACCAAGUAACACAGGAGGUUCCCGUCUCCUUGGCUAUAUUUUGGAAAAACACAAGAAGGGAAGUAACCUCUGGACAGUUGUCAAUGCUGUGGAUGAACUGAUCAAAGAGAAGAAAUAUGCAGUGAAGGAUGUUUUUGAAGGUUUGGAAUAUGAGUUCAGAGUUUCUGCCAUAAACCUCUCAGGAGUUGGAGAAUGUAGCAAUCCCUCAGCGUUUGUUCACGCACGGGAUCCAAAGAAACCACCAGGUAAAGUUACGAACCUGAAGGUGACAGAAACCUUUUACACCAGCAUGGGCCUGGCUUGGACCAAACCUGAGGAGAAACCAGGCAUUCAGGAUGAAGCUAAAGGAUAUUUUGUUGAGAUUCGGCGAGCAGACUGCAUUGAAUGGUCCCGUUGUAAUAUCACCCCAGUCAUCACGGCUUCCUUCAAUGUGAAAGGCCUUAAGUCCAUGGACAUGUACUGGGUGAGAGUGAUAGCUACCAAUGAUGGAGGUGAAAGUGCACCUGAAGAGUUACCCAACUACAUCCGUGCAAUGCCUUCACCUAUCAGGCCAAAGUUCACAAACAACAAGAUGAAGAGCUUCAUGGUGGUGAGGGCAGGAAACUCAGUCAGGAUGAGAGUCAACUUUGAGGCCUCACCAUGGCCAGAUAUCUUGUGGUUAAAGGACAAUAUGCCAGUGACAAAGCGUGCUACAAUCAGUAACUCUGAUGGCUCAUCUCAGCUGCUGAUUCCCAGCUCCGAACGAUCCGAUUCAGGAAUCUACUCCAUUUCGGUUAAAAAUCUUGUUGGGCAGGAAACAUACAGUACAGAGAUAUGGGUUACAGAUGACCCAAAGCCUCCUGGACCAGUAGAACUGGAGGAAAACGUGCCUGGAACAGUAACAGUGAUCUGGGAACCUUCCACAGAUGAGAAACGCGAUGACCGUCUCCACUACAUGGUAUCCAAACUGGACUCUACCAAUCGCACAUGGACUACAGUGGCUGAUAGGCUCUUUAAUAACAGGUUCACAGUUUGCAAUAUAAUACAAGGGAGGGAAUAUCACUUCAGGGUUUAUGCCAAAAAUGACAUGGGCAUAUCAAAUCCCUCAGAAUCACCAACCUGGGGGAUGAAGAAAAAGAAAGAUAGAAUCGUGGUAAGUGAACCCUCCAGUAAGAACUGUGAUCUACGAUGUCCUCCGUCCUUCAUCGUACCGUUGAAGUUUCACACUGCCAGCAAAGGUUAUGAAUGCUACAUGAGCUGUGCAGUGAAAGGAAACCCAACUCCUCAUAUCACAUGGUAUCGAAAUCAAAUCAGUCUAAACACAGAUACCAACUACUACAUCUCCAACAUCUGUGGAGUUUGCUCCCUGCUAAUCCUCCAUGUUGGUCCUAAAGAUGUGGGAGAAUACACGAUCACCGCGGUGAACAGCUUAGGUCAAGCUGAAUGUUCCACCAUGCUCAGUGUCAGAGAUUGACAAAGAAGAGGACACCUCGAUUAAGCAUUAGCUAUCCAGUACAUGAUGACAGGAGUGGUUGUGCUGCUUGGAAAUCAAUCAAAUGCUAGAACCGCUGCUAAUAUAAAGAUAAAUCAGUUAUACAAUUAAAAUGUUUGUAUUCCCCUUGGCCCACAUUUUAAACAUUGUAACUUGGUGUCCUGUUAUUCUAAUCAACAAAUAAUUGUAAUUUUUUUUAUAUAAUGUCUUGCCAGCUGAUUGUUGUCGUAAUAAAGUGAUGGGACAGCUUCCGGACGUGUUUUACAGCUGAUCCAAACCCAAAUCUGAAAACAAACAAACAGAUACAUGCAUUGAUUUUUGCGUUUAAUUGGACUUUUAUUUUACUGUACCAGAUUCCAAGAUGGCUCGAGUUUUGUUUUGUCAACUUCAGAUUUUGUCAGGGGUCUAUUGUAAUUUUGCCAGUUCUUCUCACAAUAAAUAUGUGAUGUUCUGGUAUUGAAGAUAUA
Cololabis saira (Pacific saury) is the source of this 5184-nucleotide messenger RNA. RefSeq names its product immunoglobulin-like and fibronectin type III domain-containing protein 1. Gene Ontology annotation, molecular function: protein binding. The record is from RefSeq and is a predicted model, not a curated record. Bases 158 to 4699 code for a protein of 1513 amino acids. The transcript has 28 exons. Lineage: Eukaryota; Metazoa; Chordata; Actinopteri; Beloniformes; Belonidae.